Messenger RNA from Dioscorea cayenensis subsp. rotundata (Guinea yam), 876 nucleotides. RefSeq lists its product as uncharacterized. The record is from RefSeq and is a predicted model, not a curated record. NCBI's taxonomy places the organism in Eukaryota, Viridiplantae, Streptophyta, Magnoliopsida, Dioscoreales, Dioscoreaceae. The transcript has 5 exons. Bases 175 to 735 code for a protein of 186 amino acids.
UGGCCGCCGAAGGUGAGAAGAUCUCAACUCGUUAUCUUGAUUUCAUUUGAUCUCUUGCCUGUUUGAUAUGUCUUUAUGAUUGUUUUUGAGAAAAUAAAGGCCAAUUCGCAGAGCAAAGGCGCCUGAUCAAAGUGGUGAUAAACUUUGCAUUGAAGAUUAAUAGAGGCAAUAACGAUGGCGACGGACGGUUUUCCUGCACAUGGAGUGUGGACGACCGAGGAGGAUAAGAUCUUGAGGGAAGGUCUUGAAAGGCACAGGAUGAAGGCUACUCUUGCUGCAUGUAAGGAAAUUGCAGCAGCAUUGCCUAGAAAGACCAUCGUCGAUGUGGCUAUGAGGUGUGAAUGGCUGUUGGUGGCAGGAAAAAUCACAAGUCUCUUAGAAUAUCAUGUGUCGCGGCCAGUAGGACACAUGUCUAGUGAUGGUAUUAAUACCGAUAGAGAUAUUGGUGAGGUGAGAAGAAACCUCCUUGACUCAACUUCAAAUAUUCUCAAGGGAGUUGGUGAAAAUCCCCAGGUGAUCAUCAAUGAGAUGUUUUUUAUUGUCCAUUGUUCUCAUGGCAUAGUUGAAAAUGCACAUGAGCCUGGGUUUCGAACAAUCCCCAGGAGGUUUCGAACGAUCGCCUGGGUCUGUGCACGUCUUGACUCUUGGUUUGUUUACUUUGUUAAAAAAGUUAUGGUGCAAGGAUGGCCGCCCGUACUGUCGUGGCGCCGUAGGAUUGGUCCGUGGAAACAGUAAAUAUGAUCCACUAUGUGCAUCUCCGCUGACAUAUUAAAUAGGUGUAGGUACAGUUCUCCGACAUGUUAACAGUUGCAAUGCUAGAGACAGAAAUAUAGAAGUAUAAGUGGGUAUAAAUUUAUAUAAUCCAUAUUUUUUUUU